This is a messenger RNA of Polypterus senegalus (gray bichir), 753 nucleotides long. RefSeq names its product histidine triad nucleotide binding protein 2 (gene hint2). Gene Ontology annotation, cellular component: mitochondrion; cytoplasm. Gene Ontology annotation, molecular function: hydrolase activity. The record is from RefSeq and is a predicted model, not a curated record. NCBI's taxonomy places the organism in Eukaryota, Metazoa, Chordata, Cladistia, Polypteriformes, Polypteridae. The coding region runs from base 22 to 558 and encodes 178 amino acids. The transcript has 5 exons.
GGCGCUUCUUCCAUUAGUUCAAUGGCCGGGUUGAGGAACCUGUUUGUUCGGCCGUGCAUUAGUGUGUAUGGGCAGAAAAGACGCGUAAUUGAAGCGUCGGCAUGGCUACCUACAGCUCAAGUGCGCCUUGAGAGAUGCUUUAGUGCUGGCAAGCCUUCUAGUGAUGAAGUUAACAAAGCACAUCUUGCGGAGGAAGCCAUAAAGAAGUAUGGGGUCAUAUCACCAACUAUUUUCUCAAAAAUUAUAGACAAAAGUCUCCCUGCAGACAUUAUUUAUGAAGAUGAUAAGUGCCUUGCCUUUCGAGACAUCAGCCCACAGGCUCCUGUGCAUUUUCUUGUUAUUCCUAGAACUCCAAUUCCAAGAAUCAGUGAAGUGACCGAAAGUGAUGGACAGCUCCUCGGUCACCUUUUAGUGGUAGCAAAAAAUAUUGCAAAGAAGGAGGGUCUUGUGGAAGGAUACAGAAUAGUUAUUAAUGAUGGGAAGAAUGGAGCUCAAUCUGUGUACCACCUUCACAUCCAUGUACUUGGAGGGAGGCAGAUGAAGUGGCCUCCUGGCUAAGAAGAAGCAGACAGUUUCUUAGAAAACAAAUGUGAUAUCCCAAAGAAAUUGGACAGAAUGAAAUGCUUUCGUACUUCAUAUUUUCCUGAUGCUAUUCCUGCUGGGAUAUGUAAAAAUGUCUGAUACUAUGGAUUUCGCCCUGGUAUUGAGUUCACAAACAGUCAUCCUAGGAAUAAAAUGCCAUUUACAACCUAA